AUGACGGAAGAACAAUCAGCUGGAACUCAAGAGAUAAAGGAAAGCCCGAGAGAGGUCUCCCCAGAAGAGAAGCAGAAGGAAGAAAUGAAGAUAGCUAAACAAAUGUUAACUAAGGAAAUUUAUGGAAAUUACCUAGGAAUUGUUGCAAUUAUUCCAUCAAUUUACAUUGGUGUUUGUACAAUCUUGACUUUCUACUUCUAUGGAAAUAUCAUAACAGCUCUUUCUGAGUAUGAAGUCAAUGGAGAAUCAAAGAUGAAUAAAGUUAUGCAUCAAAUAUAUUGGAUGAUAGGAACCUUUGCAUUGUAUGCAAUCACAAAAUUUGCUGACAAAUACUUUUGGGAGCUUCAUUCUAUCGAAGUUACAAGUUCCUUAAAAAGAAAGUUAUUUAAGAAAAUGAUGAAAUCUGAUGCUUGUUUCUUUGAUUCAAACUCAAUAGGAAGUUUAUUAACUGUCUUUAAUGAAGAUGCAGAAGAGAUCAGAAACUCAGUUUCAUCAAAAGCAGUUCUAUUCCAAAAUAUCGCUCAAUUUUUAACAGGCAUCAUCUUUGCAUUUGUUUACAGUUGGAAACUUGCACUUGUUGGCAUUUCAAUAAUUCCUGUGUCAAUGAUAUGUGUUAGUUUCAUCACACCUUGCUUGAUGAAAACAGGUGGAAUGCAAUUCAUGGCAAUCUCAAAAGUUAUGACAUUUGCCGAAGAAAGAAUAUCUUACAUUAGAACUGUAAGAAGUUUCAACCGUGAACAAAGCGAAACAGGUAAUUUCUAUCAGUUACAAACUUUUGCUUCCAAACUUGAAAAGAAAGCGAAUUUCUUAGGUCAAAUGAUGUUUUUCAUAAUUAUGACAUUCGUUCAAAGCAUUGUACUUGUUGUUUUCUUCUACGGCACACAUAUUAUUGAUGAUUCGAAGAAAGCUGAUGGAUCAUAUGGUUUCACAGUUGGUGAUUUAUUUGCUACUUGGGGUUUCAUUUAUUGUGGUGUUUUGGCAUUGAUUACAGUUCAAGGUUCAAUGCAGAGUUCUGUCAAAGCAAUAAAUUCAAUUUCAAGAUACAUCAAAUUAUUGGGAUAUCAAUCAUCAGUUCCUUAUGAAGAUGGCGAAACUCCUGAUACAUUCAAUGGAGAAAUCGAGUUUAAGAAUGUCAGUUUUAGAUAUCCAUCAAGACAAGAUAUGGUUCUUAAGAAUGUUUCUUUCAAGAUUCCUAAAGGAAAAACAUGUGCUUUAGUAGGAAAAUCAGGCUCUGGAAAAUCUACAUGUAUUCAGUUACUUGAAAGAUAUUAUGAACCAACAGAAGGAGAGAUUCUAAUUGAUGGUAAAAAUAUUAAAGAAAUCAAUCCUAGAUGGAUACAUCAAAAUUUGGGAAUCGUUCCACAAGAGGCAACUCUUUUUGCAAAGACAAUCAGAGAUAAUGUUACUUACGGAACAACUAAAGCUGUCUCAGAAGAACAGCUUGAAAAUGCUUGUGAACUUGCAAACAUUUCGAAAUUCAUUAACACAAAACUUGAGCAAAAGUAUGAAACAUUUGUUGGAGAUAAAGGAGUUCUUCUUUCAGGCGGCCAGAAGCAAAGAUUGGCAAUUGCCAGAGCAUUAAUCAAAGAUCCAAAAGUUUUUAUUUUUGAUGAAGCAACAUCUGCACAUGAUGUUAAAUCAGAAAAGAAAAUACAAGAAUCUUUGAAUAAUAUUCUGAAAGAGAAGACAUCUAUAAUUAUUGCUCAUAGAUUAUCAACGAUCAAGAAUGCUGAUAUUAUCUAUGUAUUCUCGGACGGAGAAAUCAUUGAAAGUGGCACAAAUGAUGAGUUGCUUGAACAACAAGGAUUCUAUUAUAAACUUGUAUACAGACAGUUAUGA
Messenger RNA from Trichomonas vaginalis G3, 1839 nucleotides. RefSeq names its product ATP-binding cassette sub-family B family. NCBI's taxonomy places the organism in Eukaryota, Parabasalia, Trichomonadida, Trichomonadidae. Gene Ontology annotation, molecular function: ATP hydrolysis activity; ABC-type transporter activity; ATP binding. The coding region runs from base 1 to 1839 and encodes 612 amino acids. Gene Ontology annotation, cellular component: membrane. Gene Ontology annotation, biological process: transmembrane transport. The record is from RefSeq and is a predicted model, not a curated record. The transcript has a single exon.